Molecule: messenger RNA, 1440 nt
Organism: Colletotrichum fioriniae
Lineage: Eukaryota; Fungi; Ascomycota; Sordariomycetes; Glomerellales; Glomerellaceae
Source: RefSeq, a predicted model, not a curated record
AUGCUCAUGAUCCUAGGUUACGGAUACAACAGCAAUGCGACAGUUGGGGGAAUCGUGGACGGGUACCGCAACUCUAACAUUCCCCUAGACGGAAUGCAUCUGGACGUGGAUUUUCAGGAUCGAUACCGCACUUUCACCGCGAGUGAGUCAAAGUUUGGCAACAUUGGCGACUUCUUGAACGGCCUCAGGCAGAAGGGGGUAAAGUGCUGCACGAACAUCACGCCUAUCCUCAGUCUUCGAGAGUCGGACGCCGACCCAUACAUCAAUCUACGUAACUUUUGGGACGAAGAUGAUAAGCUGAAUCCCGCCACAAACCUUUUGGUCAGUGACAAAAGAUAUCUCAAGGGUCUUCCCGAUAACCAGCAGCGUGGAUGGCGAUAUGAUGGCGGUGGAUUCGCAGUGCCGACACAGCUGGAUCCAGCCGACCCGAACAUACAAAAGAUAUACACAGAUUCUGUGGAUGCACCCGGGAAUGGACUGCGUGACGAUUACAACUUCAACGAGAAUUACAACAGCGGGUACCCAUUCCAUGGAGGCGUUAGCUACGGCACGCUUCCAGGAACCAACACCAACCUUGGCACUGCCGGUUAUUAUCCCGACCUGAACCGUACCGUUGCACGCGAAAGAUGGGGUGAGCAAUACCAGUAUCUGUUCGACAACGGUCUGGAGUUUGUCUGGCAAGAUAUGACAACUCCUGCCGUUGCAGAGGUCUACGGCGACAUGCUUGGCUUCCCAUCCCGUCUCCUCAUGUCAGAUGACACUCCUAACCAAGAUCCGAAAGUUAAGCCAUCGACGAAGACUGCUAUUGAGCUUUGGGGUCUUUACUCGUACAACUUGCACAAAGCAACGUACAAAGGGCUAAAUAAGCUGAAAGGAAGGGAGAAUAAGCGCAACUUUAUCAUCGGCCGUGGUAGCCUUACUGGUAUGCACAGAUUCGCCGGCCUUUGGACCGGUGACAACGGCAGCUCUUGGGAUUUCUGGAGAAUAUCGGUUGCGCAGGUCAUUGCUCUGGGAUACAGUGGCAUGACAAUUGCAGGAGUUGACAUGGGCGGCUUCACACCUGAUCCAGACAAGAAUCUCAACCCCCCGCAAUGGUGUGAUCCAGAGCUGCUGAUCCGCUGGUACACGGGGGCAUUUUUGCUGCCUUGGUACCGAAAUCAUUACAUUCAGCAUUUCGGUGGCAAGAACUUCCAGGAACCGUGGCAGUACACAUACGCUUUCCAGAAUUACCCGCAAGCUCUUCAGGGGUCCAGUCAAGAUGUGUACAACCUAUACAUGUCAGUCGAGCCGAUUUGCCGCUACUACGUCCAACUCCGAUAUUCGCUUAUGCAGGUAUUGUACGAUACUAUGUUUGCAAACCUGAUUAAUGGGUUGCCUAUCGCCCGUGCCAUGGUACGCCACAUGUUCUUGGUAUACUCUUUGAACGAGGUUGUUUACUAA